UAACCAUCGACUGUCUGCCACCCAUUGCCAGGAGAACAUCUCUGGUUCUUCUGCCUGCCAAAGGACUCCGGGCGCGAUUCGAUACCCCUCUCGCACCCCUCUUACUAAAAGCUGCAAUGUUUGCGCGGAGUCGGAUCGAUAUUCCAGAUCACGACGCUUACGAUGUUAUAAGAAAGUUAUAGAACCUGAUGGGACUUGUUGGCUUUUCUUCGUUCAUUCCGCCCUGUUCUUCCAUCAUGUCCCCUUCUUUCUCUGUCUCGCCAACUCGCAAGCUUGAACCCCCGAGUACAAAUACUAUUGGUUCAGUACUCCAACGGCACUUUCCGCCUUCGGUCCAGAUUCAAGAGGUAUAUCCCCUGGAGGGGCAUCUACAUUCCGUCAGUCUCCUGAUACUUUCAAAUGGAGACCAAUGGCUUCUGAAAUGUCCACCUCGGUCAACAACACCUCUUCUGCGGCGAGAACAGCUCCUGCUUGAGACGGAAGCACGAGCCCUGUCCAUUCUAGGGCAGAGUGCAACUCCAUAUGUGCCAUCUUUCGUACAUUAUGGCUUUCAAGGUGGCCCUUUCGGGUCUGCCUUCUUAGUCAGACAUUAUGUCACUGGCUCGACCUUGAAGGAGAUGGGACCCCGACUUACGACGCAAGAACGCCGAAAACUGGACAAAGAUCUGGGAUCGCUGGUCCAGCAGAUCGGACAACCCCUUUCAAGCUCCUUCGGCUCGCUGGAGCAAGUGGCCUGUGGGCGGGGAAAGCUCUCCUGGAGGGACGCUUUUGUCAUGCUCUUCGAGGACAUUCUGCGAGACUCAGAAGAUGCUUUUGUUCAUCUCCCCUAUUCGGAGAUUAGGCAUCACGUUUGCCGCUUGUCAAAUGCACUGGAAGAAAUCACCCUCCCACGGUUGGUAGUGAUUGGCCUAGGUCGGCCGUCACAAGUAUUUUUGGAUCCGGUGUCCAGGAAAUUGUCUGGAGUGACGGGCUUUGGCCAUGCACUAUGGGGCGACAUAUAUAUGGCAGAGGUCUUCGAAGACCCUUCGCCUGCCUUGCUCGAAGGCUUUGGCACUCGACUUACAAAGAGCGAGUCACAGGUGACUCGUCAAUUACUGUAGGUGACUCCGCACUCGCCCAGUAUUGUCAAAUGAAGCUAAUGAUCGGUUCAGUUAUGCUUGCUACCGCUCUGUCCACAACAUCACAAUACACUAUUAUCGCGAUAAAGACAUGGCUGCUGAGAUGGAGGCGAGGAGACGGCUAACGACGACCUUGGCAGAAAUGAAUGCCAUUAGAGGGGCUCGAUGAUGCGCCAGGAGGAAACUGGUUGGCAACAAUCAGCUCAGUUCUCUUCGGUUGUUACACUCCUGGCCAUCAUCGGGUCGGGAUGAUGAUUGCAUGACUUGAAUGC
This is a messenger RNA of Aspergillus uvarum CBS 121591, 1390 nucleotides long. RefSeq names its product phosphotransferase family protein. NCBI's taxonomy places the organism in Eukaryota, Fungi, Ascomycota, Eurotiomycetes, Eurotiales, Aspergillaceae. The coding region runs from base 237 to 1100 and encodes 287 amino acids. The record is from RefSeq and is a predicted model, not a curated record. The transcript has a single exon.